This is a messenger RNA of Rhinichthys klamathensis goyatoka, 3891 nucleotides long. Its product is annotated as 1-phosphatidylinositol 4,5-bisphosphate phosphodiesterase gamma-2. Gene Ontology annotation, biological process: lipid metabolic process; positive regulation of epithelial cell migration; phosphatidylinositol-mediated signaling. Gene Ontology annotation, molecular function: phosphatidylinositol-4,5-bisphosphate phospholipase C activity. The record is from RefSeq and is a predicted model, not a curated record. Lineage: Eukaryota; Metazoa; Chordata; Actinopteri; Cypriniformes; Leuciscidae. The coding region runs from base 162 to 3578 and encodes 1138 amino acids. The transcript has 33 exons.
UUCUCAAGACCUGGUCUGGAGAAUAACCAAUAGAAGUCUUCUUGUCAUUUCUCAGUUUGAUUUGUGCACUUGAACUGGAAGAACUGGUUGGACAAUAACCACUUGACGUCAUCUUGUCAUUUCUCAGUUUGAUUUGUGCACAGAAACUGGAAGAUGCAGUGAUGAUGGGUGGCAAUGAGCGGGAUGAGCUGAUAGAGGACGAGAGAAGUCGGAUUAUUGAGCAACUGCAGGCAGGUACUGAAAUGAUAGUAUAUCAGCAGAGGGCUGAGAGACUCACUGUCCAGGUCCUGAUGGAGACCAUGCAGGUGGCCUUGAUACGCUCCGGCGAAAGGAUAGUCACAAUGUUGGACAUUUUUGAGAUCAAGGAGGUUCGCCAGGAUUUCCAGCGAUUUAACGAGAGCAUGGGGAAUAUAUUUCGAAGAAUCUUUCGGCAGUCUGAAAAAGAGAUUCAGCAGGACAGCAAAACGUGUUUCACCAUCUUCUAUGGAUCUGAGUUUAUUUUAGAGUCACUGAGUCUAAACGCUGAUUCAGUGGAGGAUGCAGAAAAAUGGCUGACAGGACUGGAGUUACUCAGACAGGAGACACUGGUGGCUCACACACCAGAGAUUAUAGAGAGUUGGCUGAGGAAGCAGAUGUACUCGGUUGAUCAGACAAAGAAAAAUAGCAUCACCCUGAAAGAGCUCAAGUCUCUCUUGCCACAAAUGAACUUCAUUGUGCCAAGUGGACGUUUUCUGGAGGACAGAUUUGUGGAGGUGGGAGCUAAAGAUUAUGUCCUGGAUUUUCAGCAGUUUAUCAAAUUCUACAAUCUUUUAGUAUUUGAAAACCAGAAGACGUUGCUAGAAGAGUUUGAAAAGGGGCCUGCCGCUUUCACAAUGAGUAAUACUGAUAGGCCUGAAUCUGCUGUACUUCCCCUCUAUGAUUUUCAAAACUUUCUUUUAUAUAGACAGAAGGAGAACUGGGCCAAAGAUUGUAAUAAGGUACAAGAGUUGAUGACCAUCUUCAUCGAUGACACCAUGAGGAAGUCCAAUGUCCCAAAGUUUACUGUUGGAGAGUUCCUCAGUUUUCUCUUCUCCAAAGAAAAUUCAAUUUGGGAUGAGAAGUUCUCAGAGAUUUUCCCACUGGACAUGAACAAUCCUCUGUCUCACUACUGGAUCAACUCUUCUCACAACACAUAUUUGACUGGAGAUCAACUGCGCAGUGAGUCCUCAACAGAAGCUUAUGUGCGCUGCCUGAGGCUGGGCUGCCGCUGUAUUGAGUUGGACUGCUGGAAUGGUCCAGAUGAACCUGUCAUCUACCAUGGUCGGACCAUGACCUCCAAGAUAAAAUUUAAGGAUGCGGUGAAGGCCAUCAAUGAUCAUGCUUUCAUAACAUCUGAGUAUCCUGUGGUGCUGUCCAUAGAAGAACACUGUGAUAUCAAGCAACAGAAAAUGAUGGCUCAGAUGUUACGAGAUGUUUUCCAGGACAAACUCCUGACCGAGCCACUGGAUCCAGAAGCAGAACAUCUACCCUCACCAAACCAACUGAAGGGCAAGAUCAUCAUCAAGCACCAAAAAAUAAAAGAGAGCGAUCGCACUGAUAAGCUGGAGGAAGAAAAGGGAAACGCGGCUGUGAAAAGGAAAUUAGACAGCUUCAAGAAAAUUGGAAACAUUUACAGAGAGAAGAUAAGAAAUGCUAAAGAAAACAGUGUAAUGGAGAAGGAAGGCGAGCUUUGCAUCUGGGAUUCAAUAGAUAAGAGGUUUUACAAGCAUGACUGUGUGAUCUUGGAUAAUAAGCUGUACUAUUCAGAAGAGAAGUGGGAGGAAGACAGUACUAAGGACGGUUCAGACCUGUACCUGUCAGAGACCUGGUUUCAUGGACGGUUGGCCGGGGGCAGAAGAACCGCUGAAAAACUCCUGCGUGAAUUCUGUAAAGGGAGGGAUGGAAAAGAUGGAACGUUUCUGGUGCGAGAGAGUGACACGUUCAUCAGAAACUACAGUAUCUCCCUCUGGACGAGUGGGAGAAUUCAGCACUACAGAAUCUUCUGGUCCUCAGAAAAUGGUCACACAUCCUUCUUUUUGACAAACAAGCAGUGUUUUCCAAGUAUGUGUGCCUUGAUCGAGCAUUAUAGACAAAAUCUGAUUGAGUAUGAUGGAUUCAACUUGCGUCUUACGAGUUUCCUGCCUCGGCUCAAUUUUGUGUCUCACCACCAUAGGGGGUGGUUUUACAGUAACCUGAGUCGAGCCGAAGCAGAAGACUAUCUUCUGAGGAUCCCUCGAGAUGGAGCCUUCCUCAUCAGACAGAGAGAAGAGCCGGACACCUUUGCACUUUCAAUCAGAGUUGAAGGGGAUAUCAAACACUUUCUGAUAUGCAGAGACAACAGCAAGUAUGUGCUGGCAGACAUCUACGAGUUUUUUAGCCUUGAAGACAUGGUCAGGUGUUUCCGUGAGCAUAUUUUACAAGACAAGAUAAAACUACGCUACCCUGUAACACCACAAUUAGUGGAGCGCUUCUAUAUGGAGGAUCUCUCAACAUAUGAUAGUGAGCUGUACAGUGAGGUCGCUGAAGACAAUCCCUUAGGUGUCCAAUGUAAAGGUGUGGUGGACAUCUCUAUGUGUAAUGUUGCUCGCAAAGCCAAACAUGCCAGAUACCUCGUGGUGACCCUAAUGAACAAGGAGAAUUUGAGGCAAACCGAGUUCACGUGUGAGAUCUUGGAGCAGCUGGACGAAUGGUACCAGGUGAUUCUCAACAUCAUCCAGAGAGAGCAGAGUUUGGAGAAAGCGAGAAUAGCAGAAAUGGAGUCCAAAACCAACAUAGCUAUUGAGAUGUCAGACAUGGUGGUGUACUGUCAAUCUAUCAAAAAGAGCACAUUUGAAAAAUACAACUACAAAGAGGUUCGCUCCGUCAAGGAUAACAUGAUUCCAAAAGAGGGGAAUGAAACUGGCGUGGAGAAAUCAGACAGCAUUCUGGAGUAUAACCGCACAGCUCUCACCCGUGUGUAUCCCUCCGGAGGGCGAGUUGACUCUUCCAACUUUGACCCUUGUCCUUCAUGGAAAUUAGGCUGCCAAAUGGUGGCUCUCAACUUCCAAACUGCUGAUAAGUUCAUGCAGCUGAACAGUGCUCUCUUCAGUCUGAAUGGAGGCACAGGUUACGUGCUUAAACCAGAGUGGAUUCGAAAUCCAACCAAGAAGAAGCCUCCUAAACAAAACAUCCGAAUCAGAGUGAUAGCAGCCAGGCAUCUGCCCAAUCCAGAUCACAUCAUCAGUCCUUUUGUGCAGGUUGAGCUGUGGCCGUACACAGGAAGUCAAGCAGAUGACUACAUUUUCAAGACUACUAUGUUCAAGGAUAAUGGACUAAAUCCAGUGUGGCUGGGCCCAAUGAAUCCACCAAAAUGCUUUCAAGUAGAUGAGCCGGACCUGGCCUUCCUGCGCUUUGUGGUUUUUGAGGAGGACACAUUUUCUGAUGCUAAGUUUCUUGCACAUGCCACUUUUCCUAUCAGAGGUAUUCGCUCAGGGUAUCGUUCUGUCCCACUGAAGAACAGCUUUAAUGAAAACCUAGAGCUUGCAUCUCUUCUGGUGCAUGCACAGCAGUUAGAGGUGUAAGGUAAAUAGCAAGUCUUAACCACCAGGAACUAGCCGACCAGUCAAUGUAAAUAUGGACUUGACUCACUAUGGACUGUGGACUUCAUUGCAGAAAUACAUUUAACUGCUGUGAUAAACCGAAUGAGAUCUAAAUAAACUGUAUAUAUAUUUGUAUUACUUAAAAUAUAUGCACAUUUGUUCACAUGCUCAUGUUUUCUGGUUCAUAAUGAUACCCGAUAACAGAAUUUCCUUUUCUCCCUAAUGCAUCCUUACAUCUCAAAAUAACAUCACGUUAAAAAACGGGUGCAUAUGUUGGGAAUAUGAAAACCCCCAU